AUUAGCCGUCUAGCCAACAAAUUACAUAACUAAUCCCAUCGCAUCAAUAAUCACCCCCUCACUAAUCUCCAUCUUAACCAUGUCAUUAGUCAUCACAACAGCAUAAUUAAAUCAUUAUGUGGCCCAGAUUACCCCACAUCUUAUCUUCCUCUAUAUAAAAACAUCAGAGCAACCAAGCUAAGCCAGACAAAAUGUUGAGCACGGGAGAAAUGUUCACCCAAAUGGGCUCACUCAUAGCCGGAAUCAUGUUCAUCUGGGCCAUGUUCCAACAAUACUUCCCUUACGAACUCAGAACCUCUCUUGAAAAAUACACACACAAGCUCUUCUCUCUCGUCUACCCCUACAUCCAAAUCAAGUUCAAUGAGUUCACCGGGGAGCGCCUCAUGCGCAGCGAGGCCUUUUCCGCUAUCGAGACUUAUUUAGCUUCCAAUUCAUCCAUGCAAGCCAAGAAGCUUAAGGCUGACACCCUCAAGAACAGCCAGUCUCUGGCUCUCAGCAUGGAUGAUAACGAAGAAGUGGCUGAUGAGUUCAAUGGUGUUAAGGUCUGGUGGGUCUCGGGGAAAAACGUUUCUAAGGCUCAGAGUUUCUCGUUUUAUCCCACUAGUGAUGAGAAAAGGUAUUAUAAGCUUUUGUUUCAUAAGAAACAGAGGGAGCUUAUAAUUGGGCCUUAUUUGUCACAUGUUUUUAAGGAGGGUAAGGCUAUAACUGUUAAGAAUAGGCAGAGGAAAUUGUAUACGAAUUCGGGGUCUCAUUGGAGUCAUGUUGUGUUUGAGCAUCCUGCCACAUUUCAAACCCUAGGGAUGGACCCUGUGAGAAAGCGAGAAAUUGUGGAUGAUCUUGUGAGGUUUAGUAAUGCUCAGGAUUAUUAUGCGAAAAUUGGGAGGGCUUGGAAGAGAGGGUAUCUUCUUUAUGGGCCUCCCGGGACGGGGAAGUCUACUAUGGUUGCGGCGAUGGCUAAUUUGCUGGAAUAUGAUAUUUUUGAUCUUGAAUUGACUGCGGUGAAGGAUAAUACGGAGUUGAGGAAGUUGUUGAUUGAGACGUCGAGUAAGUCGAUUAUUGUGAUUGAGGAUAUUGAUUGUUCGUUGGAUCUCACGGGGCAGAGGAAGAAGAAGAGGAAGGAGGAUGAGGAUGAGGAUAAGGAAGCAGUGGCGAAAAAGCUGAUGAAAGAUGAAGGGGAGGCGAAGACUAGUAAGGUGACUCUUUCGGGGCUUCUGAAUUUUAUUGAUGGAUUGUGGUCUGCUUGUCGUGGUGAGAGAUUGAUUGUUUUCACAACGAAUUAUGUGGAGAAACUUGAUCCUGCGCUGAUCAGGAGGGGAAGGAUGGAUAAGCAUGUGGAGCUGUCGUACUGUUGUUUUGAGUCGUUUAAGGUGUUGGCGAAGAAUUAUCUUGAUGUGGAGGCACAUUGUUUGUUUGAUAAGAUUAGGUUGUUGCUGGAGGAAGUUAAUAUGAGUCCUGCUGAUGUCGCGGAGAAUUUGAUGGUUAAGAGCUCGAUUGAGGAUGCUGUUGAUGGUUGCUUGGAGGGCUUGGUGGGAGCUUUGGAGACGGCAAAAGAGGAAGCAAGGGUGAAAGCUGCUGAAGAAGAAGCAGAGAAUGCUAAAAGAUUGUUGGCUGAGCAAGUGAAAGCAGAGGAGAAAGUUGAGGAAGUGGCUGCUGUUAGUCAAGAAAACGGAACAAAAAAUGAAUCUAGUGGUGAAAAUGGUUCAUUAGCCAAAGAAGAAUUGGCAAAGUAAUGAGACAAACGUUAUGCAUUUGUAAGGAUUGAGAAUGUAGUUAUGGACUUGAGGUUGCUGAUCGAAUGUAGUCUACGAGAAAAUGUAGUUCCGAGAUGGAUUUGGUUACGAAAUGGGAACAAAUUUGUAUUAGUUUUAAGUGACAGAAGCAAAUAAAAUCGGAAGCAAAGUGAAUCAUUGCGCCCGUUUGUUUGAGAGAAAUAGAAGCUUUUUGUAACUCCUGCUUUUCUUAACCCGUAGAAACAUUUUUUACCUAGAA
This is a messenger RNA of Daucus carota subsp. sativus, 1989 nucleotides long. Its product is annotated as AAA-ATPase At3g28580. NCBI's taxonomy places the organism in Eukaryota, Viridiplantae, Streptophyta, Magnoliopsida, Apiales, Apiaceae. The transcript has a single exon. Gene Ontology annotation, molecular function: ATP hydrolysis activity; ATP binding. The coding region runs from base 192 to 1730 and encodes 512 amino acids. The record is from RefSeq and is a predicted model, not a curated record.